Molecule: messenger RNA, 267 nt
Organism: Plenodomus lingam JN3
Lineage: Eukaryota; Fungi; Ascomycota; Dothideomycetes; Pleosporales; Leptosphaeriaceae
Source: RefSeq, a predicted model, not a curated record
AUGGAUAUCACACCGAUGCUCAACGUCAUUGAACCGCAAUCGGACCUCGAAUCCCUACAAGAACUACUAUCACCACGACUACGACUGCGUAUAAACCUCGUUGCCUUGUCAAGCAUUCGUAGCAAUCUGGAUAUCCCUGGAGAUCUCACACUCCCUUUGAUCGAAGAAAUCCACACGAUCAAGUCAACGGCUCGCUGGUACAUCUCGAUUCUCGAUCGUAAAUUUCGAGAUCUCGACUAUGGUACUGUCAAAGUCCUACCUCCCUAA